Messenger RNA from Thunnus maccoyii (southern bluefin tuna), 4520 nucleotides. It is a transcript of the gene tdrd12, whose product is annotated as tudor domain containing 12. The record is from RefSeq and is a predicted model, not a curated record. Gene Ontology annotation, biological process: transposable element silencing; germ-line stem cell division. The coding region runs from base 149 to 4429 and encodes 1426 amino acids. The transcript has 37 exons. NCBI's taxonomy places the organism in Eukaryota, Metazoa, Chordata, Actinopteri, Scombriformes, Scombridae.
CUCGGUCUCCAUAGCGACCCCUAAAGGUCAGACUCAGAAUGAGGCUCUCCUCCCUUUUUAAUCUUUGCUACCGAUACACCGACUGUUCCCGUUUACAAGCUCGUAAAGAGUGUCUGUUGUUUUGCGUGGAUCGACGAACCCACAUACAAUGCUGAAAAUAUCAAUUUUGAAGGUUGAGAACCCGUCCUGCCUCUGGGGUCGGGUCGUCCGGGGUCCCGGCGGUGAGGAAGAGACCGCCGAGCAGUACGACAAUCUGCUGGCUCAGAUGAACCUCUUCUACCAUGACGUCACCCAGGACCUGCGAAAGUUGAAGCCCACGUCGUUAGAUGAGGGACAGGUGUGUGUGGUGUACUGGUCAGUGAUGAAGUCGUGGUGUCGGGCCGUGGUGGAGUCGAUCAUCAUGGACUCGGUGUCCUGUCAGGCUCGCUGCCUUCUGGUCGACUACGGAGAACGGCUCGUUGUUCCCUCAGACCAAAUUCGAGUCGCCGUGCGGAACUUCCUCCAGCUGCCCUUCUGGGUGAAGAGGUUCCACCUGGCGGGAAUCAAACCAACAACCCUGCGAGUGUCUGUGUAUGAGGAGAAGGCAGAGCUCAUUCCCUCCAGUCAGUGGGACAGCUCUGCUACGCUUUACCUACAUAACCUGCUGCAAGCGUCGACACGGACAGAGGCCGUGUUGCUUGAAUCUGGUUCGGACUCCAUCUCCAUCGAGCUCUACCUGACGGUCGGGAACAUCAAGAUCUGUGUGAACGACGAUCUGGUGGCCAAGAAGUUUGCGUAUUAUGGCAGAGAGUCAGCCGACAGCAGCGGGCUGGACGAGGUGGACCGAUAUCCCGUCAUGUUGUCCUCCAGCAUCUUAAGUCAGACUGUCUCCACGACUUCAGUCAAGCUGCCAGCGCAAAGCCCACCACGUCCUGUGACGCCAGAGAGUGCUGCAGUCGGAGCAGGUGAUUGGCUGACGGCUCCCUCUACACCGCAGAGCCCACAACAUGAGCUGAGGACCUGUGAGGGAGGCAGCGGGUCAAAGGUCACAGAGGGACAACAGUCUCCAGGCAGCCAAUCAAAGAACGGCUCAGACAGUGCUGCUACAGAGAGCGACUCAUCAGAGGACACAGACUCUUCUCUGGCUGCAGCUCUGACCAAAAACCUCAGUCUGUUCAAGUUCCUGAGGUUCCUGAAUCCUGGCAGCAGCUACGAGCAGGUGGCUCCCAGUGUCAGUCAGCAGAAAGAGCUGGAAGCCUGUCAGCCUGAAGAGACAACUGCAGCCUCCAGCACCUGCACGGCACAGGAAGUCUUUGGAAAAAGUGGAGCUGAAGGUCUUGAGGGCAGUCAGGUUGAAUAUCCGGCAGAUGAAGAAACAAGCAGUUCCAGUAGAUCAGUAGAGUCAGGACCAGCAGAGACAGAGAAGAUGAUGAGUGAAGAGCAGUUGGCCUGUUCAAGGCUUUUGGAGUGGUUGAACCCAGAACCUCUGAACCCUGUUCCAGACGCAGCAGAAGACCUGGUUGUUCCCAGCGAUCCCAGGAGGAGUGGGAUCGUGGUGCACUCUGCCCUCCCAGUGGAGCCGUGCACCAGCGUGGAUGACGCCCCCAUCACAGAUAGUCUCCGCUGGGUGUUACGGAGGAAGUCGUUCUGCGCUCUGUCUCCGGCUGAUCGUCACAGCUGGCCAGCCGUGGCUCGAGGAUGCAACACCAUCGUUGUCUCCCAGAAUGCUGACCAGCCGCUCAGCUACCUGGCCCCGCUGCUCACCCACAUCCUGCUCAACUCCAUCUUCACCUCCCUCACCUCCAGCGCAGGGCCCGUAGCGGUGGUGCUGUGUCCCGGCUGGGAGAAGGUCCAGACGGUUUAUGACCUGCUGGAGGACAGCAAGGUGUCCCAGACCCUCCACCCGGUCACCGUGCUGCUGGGCGCCGGCAAAGACGAGGCCAAGUCCAUCAGGAUCCCAAAAAACUGCCUGCUGUUAGUGACCACUCCUUUCAGUCUGGUCCGUCUGCUGUCCUGCCACUGCUUCCUGUUCCUGCGUCUGUAUCACCUGAUUCUGGACGAGGCCGACCGACUCUUUAAUCUUGCUCCAGACCAGAUGGCGACCAUAUUGCAGCAUUUUCAGAAAGUGACCUCCAGUGAGGAGAAGGCCUCCUGUCCUCAGCAGCUGGUUGCAGUGGCCAAGCGAUGGACCAGUCACAUGGAGAGUUUGUUAGCCAAUCACAUGCCUUACCCUUGCAUUGUCAUGACAGUCCCAGAGGAAGCUGCUCUCUAUGGCGACGUUCAGCAGAUCAUCCUCAUGACUCUAGAGAAUAAUAAGAUCUCAGUACUAUUGGGCGCGUUAGAUUUCAACCCUGACGUCGGCCAGAAGACUGUAAUCGUAACCAACUCUGCUGAGGAGGUGGAAGACGUAUUCAAGGCUGUUAGCAACAAAUCAGCAUUCUGCCUCAAGACCCACGAGGGGUUAACACACCAGUUUGACUUUGUGGUCCAGCAGUGGAGGAAAGACAUCGGACCUGGCACUCAUGUUAUUCUGGUGACCACCAAUGAGUGUCUGAGGUGUUUGGGGAUCAGAGAUGCGACUUGCGUCGUCCACUACGGUUUCCCCACGUCACCCAAACUGUUCGGCAGCCGACUCUUCUGCAUGGCCGAGAACUUCCGAAACCUCUCAGAACGAGUUUCCUCCCAGGAUCAAACAGAGAGUCGCCCUCAUGUCACCAGAUCGGUGCUUCUGAUCUCAGAGAGGAAUGCCCGCCAUGUAGUCGGGGUUCUGCGGUACCUGGGACGAACCAACGCCCUGCUGCCCCCUGAGCUGCUGUCCUUCGCUCAGGGCGUCCAUGUGGCCCGAGAGGACCAGAAGACCAACAGGCCUCUCUGCAGCUACCUGAAGAGCUUUGGAGUCUGCAGAGACAGCAGUGUGUGUCCCAACCGUCACAGGUUCAUGUCCGUGCUGGAUCAGUCUGUCCUCCCUGCCUCUGGAGUCAUAGAAGUUGUUCCUCUCUACAUCAAGACCGCGUCAGUCUUUUACGGUCGUAUCGUCAGGAAGGAGGACGGCGGGUAUGACAGCAUGGCGUCUGAGAUGGCUUCUUACUAUGCCGGCAAAAAACCUGGAGCCAAGAAAGUGCUGGAGGGAGGUUUAUACGCCGUGCAGGAGGGCGACGUCUUCCAUAGGGUGAAGGUCCUGUGUGUCCCCGAAAUAGGCGAUCGGCUCUUUUUCAGCGUCUUCGUUCGGUUUAUUGACAUCGGAAAGGAGGAGGAGGUCAAAUCCCAUCAGAUCCUGCAGCUGCCGGAGGAGUUUCACUCUUUGCCCGACCAGGCUGUAGAGAUCAUCGUCUGCAGAGUCAAACCAGUCGACGCAGAGAUCGACUGGCACCCCAAGGUUACCAGAGCUGUCAGCCAGAAGAUCCGAGGUCUGCAGCACAGAGCCAGAGUAGUUCUCAGUCUUGGAAACACAGUUUUCGUCGAUCCCAUGGUCCGGGUGACACAGGUGCCAGGUAUGAAAACUGUCAUCAAUGAAUACAACGUGCAGUCUGAGAUUUUGAGCACGGGGAUGGGAGUAGGAAACCAGGAACAUCUGGACCUGCUGAGGGUUCUGUGUCAGGAAGGUGUGGCCAGCUGCAGUAAGGAGGCCGGACACAUUUCUGGGUUGGGGGACGGUUCAGCGUCUCUGGAGGUCAGGAUCAAAGCUGAGGAGGAAGUUCUGGCCGAAGCCUUCAGAGCAGCCGAGGUCAAGAAGCUCGCCGUUCCAGAUUCUCCUCACCUCAUGACAUAUGAGCCGGUAUCAUUACUGAACCAGUUCCUGGUCCCAGCACCACCAGCACCUGAAGUCCAAACGGUCUCAGUUUAUGAUCAGAAAUCCCCGUCAGAUAUCCAGACUGCUGAUCUGGGGUCAGCUGUGCAGAUGAUGAGUUCUGGAGACGGAGGUGAACUUUGUCCCACAACAAGCCUCAACUGCUGCCAAGAUGGUGUCUCUGCAUGUGAUGAUCAAACCAACAGUCAGCAGCUUAUCAGCAGUAAUGGCUCAGAGUGUGACGACUCUGCAAAAAGUUUCCACCCUCAGGUCCGCUGGUACCAGACGUCCGACUCGGUGAUUGUAACGGUGAAGCUGACGAACCCGGAGAGUCAGCACUGUGAUUUCUACCCUGACAGAGUCGUUUACAGAGGCAGAGUGAACGGUCGAACCUACAGAGCCGACCUCCAGCUUCAGGCAAACGUCACCGCUGACCGCUGCUGCUGGGAAAUGAAGUCCAACGAGCCAGUCCUCAAACUGGUCAAACAACAGCAGGGAUACUGGGAGAGACUCCUUAGGAACAAGAAUAUUUUUGUGAGUUACGACAUGGACCACUUUGAAGAGGAUGAAGACCAAAGAGCACCAAAUGGUCUGUGGUUUUUGGCGAACACAGGAGAAGAUAACUGGUAUGUGAACUCAGAGACCGGCAGUGACAGUGACUGAGGAUUAAAGACAAACAAGAGUCUAGGGAUAGAGGAUGUUGUAUGCUGUGAUUUUGGGCUAUAUAAAUAAAACUGAUGUUUUUUUUCAGUCA